Messenger RNA from Myotis lucifugus (little brown bat), 4188 nucleotides. It is a transcript of the gene PHF21A, whose product is annotated as PHD finger protein 21A. Gene Ontology annotation, cellular component: histone deacetylase complex. Lineage: Eukaryota; Metazoa; Chordata; Mammalia; Chiroptera; Vespertilionidae. Gene Ontology annotation, biological process: negative regulation of transcription by RNA polymerase II. The transcript has 19 exons. Gene Ontology annotation, molecular function: chromatin binding. The record is from RefSeq and is a predicted model, not a curated record. Bases 755 to 2797 code for a protein of 680 amino acids.
GGUGAAUGGGCUGGCGGUGCUCGCUGCUGCUGCUGCGAGGAGGAGGAGGAGGAGGAUGAAGAGUUGGGCUUGUUUGUCUCCCACAGUUUCUCUCCUGCUGCUCUGACCCCCCCUCCUGCUCCGGCCCGGAGCCGAGUGUGUCCCUCCUGGAGGAGGAGGAGGACCCAGUGCCUCCCCCCACCCCCUCCUCCCCCACCCCCUUUGCCUGGGGAAGAGGAGGAAAGAAACAGCCCAGAGAGAGAGAGAGUGAGUGAGUGAGUGAGAGAGGGAGCGGAGAGGAGAGGCGAGGAGGAGGAGGAGGGAGCAGGGAGCAGGGAACAACCUACCAUUUUAACACACUAAGAUCUAAAAAGUGCGAGAGGCCCAGAGCAGCAGCAGCAGCAGCAGCCCCGGCUCCUUCCCUCCCUCCCUCCCCAUGAAGAAGAGUUCCCUCCUCCUCCUCCUCCCGCUUCUCCUGCUCAGAGUUCCUGCCUCCAGCUGCCAGGGGGGACAGCCAGCCAGCAGCAGGAGGGGAGCAAGAGUGCUGAAGGAGGGCCAGUUUCCCCAAAAUUGGACUUCUCAGAACCUUUAAUAUGCUAAUGUGCAUUGUGAAUCUCCAAGAGGGGGAUAUGAUAUGCAGCAUUCUUGAAUACUUCUAAUGACAGGGAGCCCACUACCUCAUAAGCUGCAGUGAGAAGAGGAGUUUGUUAUUUUAAACGGAGGCUGAAGAAACUAUAGAAUUAGCAGACAUAAGAGAAAGUGGAGAAGGUGGAGGAUGGAGUUGCAGACUCUACAGGAAGCUCUUAAAGUGGAAAUUCAGGUUCACCAGAAACUGGUUGCUCAAAUGAAACAGGAUCCACAGAAUGCUGAUUUAAAGAAACAGCUUCAUGAACUCCAAGCCAAAAUCACAGCUUUGAGUGAGAAACAGAAAAGAGUCGUUGAACAGCUUCGGAAGAACCUGAUAGUAAAGCAAGAACAACCAGACAAGUUCCAAAUACAGCCAUUGCCACAAUCUGAAAACAAACUACAAACAGCACAGCAGCAACCACUACAGCAGCUACAGCAACAACAGCAGUACCACCACCACCACGCCCAGUCGGCGGCACCCUCUUCCAACCUGACCGCUUCACAGAAGACUGUAACUACAGCUUCUAUGAUUACCACAAAGACACUACCUCUCGUCUUGAAAGCAGCAACUGCAACCAUGCCUGCCUCUGUUGUGGGCCAGAGACCUACCAUUGCUAUGGUGACCGCCAUCAACAGUCAGAAGGCUGUGCUCAGCACUGAUGUGCAGAACACACCAGUCAACCUCCAGACGUCUAGUAAGGUCACUGGGCCUGGGGCAGAGGCUGUCCAAAUUGUGGCAAAAAACACAGUCACUCUGCAGGUUCAGGCAACACCUCCUCAGCCCAUCAAAGUACCACAGUUUAUCCCUCCUCCUAGACUCACUCCACGUCCAAACUUUCUUCCACAGGUUCGACCCAAGCCUGUGGCCCAGAAUAACAUUCCUAUUGCCCCAGCACCUCCUCCUAUGCUUGCAGCUCCUCAACUUAUCCAGAGGCCUGUUAUGCUGACCAAGUUUACCCCCACAACCCUCCCUACCUCCCAGAAUUCCAUCCACCCCGUCCGUGUCGUCAAUGGGCAGACUGCAACCAUAGCCAAAACGUUCCCCAUGGCCCAGCUCACCAGCAUUGUGAUAGCUACUCCAGGGACCAGACUGGCUGGACCUCAAACUGUACAGCUUAGCAAGCCAAGCCUUGAAAAACAGACAAUUAAAUCUCACACAGAAGCAGAUGAGAAACAAACAGAGAGCCACACCAUCACUCCACCUGCUGCACCCAAACCAAAACGGGAGGAGAACCCUCAGAAACUUGCCUUCAUGGUGUCUCUAGGAUUGGUAACACAUGACCAUCUAGAAGAAAUCCAAAGUAAGAGGCAAGAGCGAAAAAGAAGAACAACAGCAAACCCAGUGUACAGUGGAGCGGUCUUUGAGCCAGAGCGUAAGAAGAGUGCAGUCACCUACCUGAACAGUACAAUGCACCCUGGGACCCGGAAGAGAGGUCGUCCUCCAAAAUACAAUGCAGUGAUGGGGUUUGGAGCCCUUACCCCAACAUCCCCCCCAUCCAGUCAUCCUGACUCCCCUGAAAAUGAAAAGACAGAGACCACAUUCACUUUCCCUGCACCUGUUCAGCCUGUGUCCCUGCCCAGCCCCACCUCCACAGACGGUGAUAUCCAUGAGGAUUUUUGCAGCGUUUGCAGAAAAAGUGGUCAGUUGCUGAUGUGUGACACGUGUUCCCGUGUGUAUCAUCUGGACUGCUUAGACCCUCCUCUGAAAACGAUUCCCAAGGGCAUGUGGAUCUGUCCCAGAUGUCAGGACCAGAUGCUGAAGAAGGAAGAAGCAAUCCCGUGGCCUGGAACUUUGGCCAUUGUCCAUUCCUACAUCGCCUACAAAGCAGCUAAAGAAGAAGAGAAACAGAAGUUACUUAAAUGGAGUUCAGAUUUAAAACAGGAACGAGAACAGCUAGAGCAGAAGGUGAAACAGCUCAGCAGUUCUAUAAGUAAAUGCAUGGAAAUGAAGAACACCAUCCUGGCCCGGCAGAAGGAGAUGCACAGCUCCCUGGAGAAGGUGAAGCAGCUGAUCCGCCUCAUCCACGGCAUCGACCUCUCCAAACCCGUAGACUCUGAGGCCACUGUGGGGGCCAUCUCCAACGGCCCGGACUGCACCCCCCCUGCCAACGCCGCCACCUCCACGCCAGCCCCCUCCCCGUCCUCGCAGAGCUGCACAGUGAACUGUAACCAGGGGGAAGAGACUAAAUAACAGAGCCCUGCCAGGAGAAGCCACGGGAUCCCGGCGGCGAGGAGAGCAAAACACUGAAGACUCUAGAAAAGCAAAGCCGGAUUUCUUCUGGAAAGUACAGAAUUCUUUUGGUUCUUUGGUUCCAGAGAGAGAGAAGAUGCUUGUGCCAGGUGGCACCAGAGUUUGCCAAUUGAUCCUUCUUAUUCUGUGUGUACAUGCAAAGAUUGGACCAUGUUACAUGAAAUAGUGCCAGCUGGAGGUUCUUUGCCAGCACCAUGCCAAGUGAAAUAAUAUAUUUACUCUCUCUAUUAUACACCAGUGUGUGCCUGCAGCAGCCUCCACAGCCACGAUGGGUUUGUUUUUGUUUUGUUGGGUGGGGAGCAGGGACGGGCGGAGGGAGGAGAGCAGGUUUCAGAUCCUUAUUUGCCGAGCCGUUUGUUUAGGUAGAGAAGACAAGUCCAAAGAGUGUGUGGGCUUUUCCUGUUUCUAAACUUUCACUACUUAAAACCAAAAAAAGGAAAUCGAGAUUUCACCAACCCCAGUGCCCAGAGGAGGGAUGGGGAGGGAAUGGGAGGGAGCCGGGGUGGGAAAAGUAUAUCAAAUAAGCAGUAUUUCUUAUCGUGUGUGGUGGGCCACAGUGUGCGGAGAGAUGGGCACCAAGGACGGCCGUCGGGUUCUCUGAGCACGCGCUUCCCCGCCGUGGGCGCCCCACCGCUCCCCAGGUUCCUUCCCUGCUCUGGCAAAUGGGCGCGCGCCCCGUGGAUGGUGGGUCCCUUCCCUCUCCAAGAACAAGCAGAGCCAGGCUCGGUCAGCCCUUGCCCAGGGCAGGGAAGAAGGGUGUGUGUGUCGAGGAAGGAAAAAAGGUGGAUCAGUGAUUUUACUUGAAAACAAGCUCCAUCCCCUUUCUAUAUUUAUAAAAGAAGAUCCUGAGCGUAGCAGCACACGACCAGGUGUGUGUGGAUUGAAUGGAGACGUCUCUCUUUUUCUUUUUUUAAUUUUUGUUCUUUAUUUUCUUUUUUAAAAAGUUUUAUUUUAUUGUUUCUUUUACUUUUUUGGUAACAAAAACUAAAAUAAGGAAUAGAAAAGCUGUUUUUCAGGCUGACAGUCCAGUUAAGGGUAGUCGAGACCUUGCAUGGUAGAAUAGGAGCCAUAGUGUCAGUGAGGUCCAGUGAGUCUGUGUGAGUCCUUGUGUCAUCGUCGGGGCACUGUUUUUUAUGCAAGGGCAAAAUCUUUGUAUCCGGGGAAAACAACAACUUUUUUUUAAAUUAAAAAAGAAAAAUAAAAGAUAUUGAGGUCUUCCUAGUGUUACUUAAAUUAAGAUCAAGGUAAGAAACAUUGUAAAAAAAAAUUACAAAAGUGCUAUUUGUUUCCUAAAAACAGUGAUUUCUAUUAAAAAAGGUGUCAGAACUGGA